UCCUCUGGUGAAGCUUCAGUAGGCUAUUUACACCUAUGUUUUCGGGAGCCUUUCUGCAGCCACACAAAGGCACGGAGAGAAACGCUCGGCAUAUCGACGUGCCAACACUUUAACAAAUAUGCGAUGACUGUCUAAACCGGCUGAGCUGCUUUUGAUUUUGGAAACGCCGUAUAAUGUUGCGAGGUGAUAUCCGCCUGCUGCCGUGUGCACUGCAGUGGUGCGCAGCUUCGUCUGGAGGAACACCUGUGAGCCUCUCCUGGCCACAGCCAUGAAUGUUGAGUAGAUAACCCCGAGGUGCAGUGUCUGUCUGCAUUUAUCUGAAGGAACAACAGCACAAAUGCUGCACAGCCAGACAUCGGGCAAGAAGUCUUCCCUGGUCACAGAGUGCUGAAAUGUUUGCAGUGAAGACACAAAGUGCCAGAUCAAAUCAGCUGACUGUUUAUUGGAGGUGGGGAAAUAGGAGCUCUCUAAUACCCUGCACGUGGUUCAAGACCUGGCUCCUUUACAACCAAGAAAAGACGUGUUAACUGAUCCCUCAUCAGCACUUUGUGAUUCUGUCACAUUCAGCACUUCCACAAAGCAGAGAGAUGGAGUGGUCACUGGAGAAUGUGAGGGAGAUGGUGGCUGGAGGGAUGCAGUCUAUAAGGGAGUGUGAGAUCUGUGCUUUCGCCAUAGGCAUCUGUGUGCUGCUGCUCUUUAUGUGGUACUGUUACAGAGUGGGCCGAGAGCAUAGCUCCAGUCCUCUGCGAGGCCGCUACCUGAGUGGGUCCAGCCACAUUGGGGGAGUGGUGGGAGGCUUCAGGAGUAAAGGGAAGCACUCCCUGCUGGAGGAGCAGAAUGGCUUUGCCUUCUGUCAGUCAUCUGAGUGUUUCCGCUGCACCAGCGCAGGGGAGAGCCUGAACCAGAGGCUGUACCACAGUCUGCAGGAAUACGCCAAACGCUACACCUGGUCUGGUAUGGGCCGAGUGCACAAAGGGGUGCGGGACCAGGGGAGAUAUCUCAAUAGCAGACCAACCAUUCAGAGGCCAGAGGUGUUCUUUCUCCCUGACCUGCCCUCAGCUCCUUUCUUCUCUAGAGAAGUGCAGAGACAUGAUGUGGAGCUGCUGGAGCAGAGCUUCCCAGCUCUCUUGGCUGAGUUUGAGAGUAUCUAUCACCAGCCGCCAGCUCGUAGCGGCUCGUCACUCCCUCCGGGAUGGAAAGCAAACAACACUCCACGAGGUCAAUGGUGGACCUACUAUCUGGUGAACCAAGGCACGCCUCUGGUCCUCAAUGUUAGAAGGUGCCCUAAAGCAUGGAGAGUCCUGGGCCAGCUGCGCACCUUCAUUGCUAACAAUGUGUUUGGAAAUGCCUGUUUUUCUGUACUCACGCCUGGGGCUCUCAUCACUGAGCAUUACGGUCCAACGAAUGUCCGACUGCGCUGCCACCUGGGUCUGAAAGUUCCCCCAUCGUGUGAGCUUGUUGUUGGUGGAGAACCUCAGUGCUGGUCGGAGGGCAGCUGUCUCCUGUUUGAUGACUCCUUUCUCCACAGGGCUUUUCAUGAGGGGAAUCCAGAAGACGGCCCACGUGUGGUUUUUAUGGUGGACCUGUGGCACCCAAAUGUGGCAGCUGCUGAGAGACAAGCCCUGGACUACAUUUUCACCCCAGGACGUUUGGAGGACAGAGAGGGGAAAUAAGUGAAUCAUGUCCAGGCCAGACACAGGGCAUUUGAGGAAGUGUUUGUAUGAUUAGGGAGCAACUCUUUUUGUGUCCAGACCAGCUCUUGCAUUCACUGUGUACAUAUAUUUUGGCCCAUAUUCAACAUAACUCCCCAUUACAGCUGACAAAACAUUGGGCCUUGUUUAUCUCCACCCUGAGCACUAAAAAGCCAAUAUCAUACACGUUUUAUAUUGGACCAAGUACAAUCACAUUAGUAUUAAUAGCCAUUACUCUGUAAUCCCCUUUCUAUUAUUCUGUGUUGAAAGAGCUCAAGGUACAUUUCAAACCAUUGAAUCUCACAGUUUUGACAUUUGACAUUGGAUGUUGCCACCAGUAACCAAGUCAUUUUACCACCAGAGUUAAGAACUGCUGCUGCUGACCAAAUAGUAGCCUUACUUGGUCAAAAUAUGCUGAGACACAGGUAAAGAAUAACAAUAACAAUUACUAAAAGCUUUAUGGCUUUAAGCUUUAUGUUGGUAUAGUAUGGUAAGUUAAUACUGUGUAAGGAUGAUGAUGCAGCUAUGGGAAAGGGGGACAUCUUCAGUGGCCUGUUAUAGCACUUUGUACAAAGGCGGUGGUGUAGUAAUGCUUUAGUUUGUUUGCUUUUUGAGUAGACAGCUGUGCUGAGAAUGUAGUUUAGCUCAUAAAUAUACUACUGUACAUUUAAUAUCAUGAUUUUUGUUUUGCACUUAUUCUUUAAAAACUACAUUUUAAGGGCUAAAAUCCAGCUACUUGUUUUUAAUCUAAUUUGCAAUUGUGAUGUGUCUAAGGACAAGCCCAUAUUGAGCAUAGUCAUCUGUACGCUUUUGAUAAACUAGGUCCAAUGUCCACUUUGAAUUCAUGAAUGUUUACAGACACUGCUAAUGUCGCUAACUCCUGCUAGUGUGGUAGACAGUCUUAGGUGAAUGGUUAGAAAAGCACAUAUCAAGGUCACACUGUGUAAGUAAGUCGACCUGUGCUGUAACGUCAGAAAGCCUAUACCAGGUUACUCAUGUGAUUCGAGUGUGUUUGAUAUCUGGUUUGUUUUUCUGUACAUAUGGUGGAGGUUUUAUGUGAAUGGUACAUUUGGAAAUGAUUGUCUCGUUGCUGUAACUAUUGUGUUGUCUUGAUUUUUCAGGUGAAGUGAAUGCUUUUCAUUAUCCAUUGCCACAGAGCCAUCUUUGAAAGUCAUUUUGAUAGAAGACUUUGUAGAUUCUGUAAAAUGUUUAUGAAGUACUAUCCCUGUUGUUCUGUGAGGUUUUCUGUUUGAACAUUGUAAUUCUGCAUAUUAAUUACACAGCCACAAUACUUAAAUCAGCAGCACCUUAUGAAUAUCUGUGCACAAAGGAUCAAAUUGUUGCAAGUGGAUAGUCAUUAUAGCUUUACUGGUCCAUUGCAAUUCAACUAAUGAUCACUUUACUUACUAAUGUUUACAAAAGUAUUAUAAUCACAAGCUGUUUACAUCAUUGGGCGACUAAGGCACUCACAUUGAGCUGUCCAUAAUUGGGUUGGAAAUCUUGAAUGCUGUUUUAAAGGGUCAUUCCCGAAGCGAUCGCUUUACAUACACAUGGUGAGCAAGCAUUCGGUUUACAUUGAAAGUAAUUUAACAUGUUCUUGUGCAAAUUUUGAACAGCAUUUCUGUACAUUUAAUAAAUGGUCAACUUAUUUAA
This is a messenger RNA of Boleophthalmus pectinirostris (great blue-spotted mudskipper), 3344 nucleotides long. It is a transcript of the gene asphd2, whose product is annotated as aspartate beta-hydroxylase domain containing 2. The record is from RefSeq and is a predicted model, not a curated record. Lineage: Eukaryota; Metazoa; Chordata; Actinopteri; Gobiiformes; Gobiidae. The coding region runs from base 588 to 1673 and encodes 361 amino acids. The transcript is spliced from 4 exons.